Stereum hirsutum FP-91666 SS1 is the source of this 879-nucleotide messenger RNA. RefSeq lists its product as uncharacterized. Gene Ontology annotation, molecular function: protein dimerization activity. The record is from RefSeq and is a predicted model, not a curated record. Bases 1 to 879 code for a protein of 292 amino acids. The transcript has 4 exons. Lineage: Eukaryota; Fungi; Basidiomycota; Agaricomycetes; Russulales; Stereaceae.
AUGCGUCCUUCUCAUCAGUUCGUUGCGAAUCCUUCGCCAUCCAAUGUACACCCACCUCGUCCGCAAAGUGGACGCACAUCGAGAGCUUCGGGCAAUGCUCGGGGUCCUGUUCCUCUACCACCUUCUACAGCAUUCGUCCAUGCGAACUCUCAAGGUCCCGUCUAUUCAGCUCCGCAGUACGCCAACAAUAAUUGCUUAGGGCAUGGCUACCCAGAAAUUGGCCAGACUCAGUAUCUUGCACCAUACCAGAUUCCUAAUGCCUUCAGCCCCCCUUCGUCUGCCGGAUCAGACGUCAUCUUCAACACCCCGAGUUGGUCUGGAUACCACCUCAGCCCUGCGAGCGAUCUGUCCACUCCUUCUCUCGCCUUCGAUUCAUACUCUUCAUCUUCUUCUGCGUCCUAUUCUCCGUCCAAUCACGGUCGUCGAUGCUCUCUCACGUCCAAUCGCCCUCCAUCUUCUCAAGGGCCUGCCUUUCCCUAUCAUGAUACAGCUCACGGUAUUUCUCGUCAUCCGACACGUCGCGGUUCCAUUACUGCUUCUACUCCCUAUGAUCGUCCUGGGUAUACGACUACCUAUGGUGAUGAGGCUUCGGGCAUUCGUCCUAGGAGACGUCAGUCAAUUGCCACUGAGAAGGAAAAGGAGAGGGAGAGGGCCAGAGCUAGAACGCACAGGGAGAAUGAGCAGCGUGUGCUGAUGGAGUUGUCAAGGCGACUUCCUCCGCCAGCUCUCAGCCGGAAGCGAUCAAGGAUUGAGGUUAUGACGGACGCAACGUUGUUGAUAGAUGACUUGAGGAACAAGAACGACCGGUAUGAGCGGGGACACCGAGCCACUCAAUCCGCGCAGGAGUUCAGAUUCGUUCACCAUGGGGAGUACCAUUAA